Messenger RNA from Symbiodinium natans, 2652 nucleotides. The record is from the annotation of a GenBank genome assembly. Lineage: Eukaryota; Dinophyceae; Suessiales; Symbiodiniaceae.
AUGCCGGCGCCGCCAAUAAUACAGGAGGAAGAUGAGGAGGAGGUGACGAUUGUUGAUCGUGAGGCAGAUGGUUGGCACUGGGCAGACUCAGAUGCGGAGGUGCCCGACGAAGAGCUCCCGACUCCACCCAGGAUCCCACAGAGGCUGCGGCUUUCCAUGCUCCUCCUGGGCGACGAUGGCAAUCACUUGGAGGAGAUCUCCAAUCAGCGGCCAGCAUCCCCGCGGCUGGAGGAAGUGGCUGACUUGCUGUGGGACCUGGAAGUUGCCGACGAGGACCUCGACCUGGACUGUAUGCCGCAGACAUCUCUGCCUCCAGUGCCAUCGGCGAAGCGGCAUUUGGACAGCAACGUGGGCCUUCGCCCACGAGCUGAGGACCCACCUCAGCCAACUGUCGGACGCGCCCAAAAGCCAUACCGUUCCUUCGAGAGCCCACGCAUGAUCGUGGACAAGGUGGUGACGCUGGUGGACAAGAUAUCUCAUCGCAUGUCGGACAUGGAUGGAACUAUCCUUCCCACUCCGCGCUCACCGCCCGUCUUGGGAAGGCUGUCGAGGGCUAUCGAGGCCGGGACCAAGUUCAAGGACGUGACCAUCCCGGCUCUCAGAUUCGUGCAAGAGGCCAAUGCCCGGCUUUUCGCAGCUCCUUGGCGCAGGGAGGAGGUGCAACCCGGGAGCAAAGCUGCCGCAGCCGAGAGAUGGCAGACAGACGAGGUGCCAUGCAUCUACUCCUUCCUGCGCAAGCAGUUCGCCGAUGUCAACUUGCACAACCGCAGGUUUGUGACAGAGACCGACCUGAUCUCCUUUGCCCGCAACAGGGCAAGGCACAUGGGUCACGUCCCCGCAGACUUGGAAGACCUCCUUCGCGAAAGUGCAAGACGUUGCUUUCACCAGGCAGCGGUGCGAAAGGAAGGUAUCCGCUCGGAGGACUGGGUUCAUUUUGGCUUGCUCUCGGUGUCUUCGCCUGCUGCGCCCACGCAGCUGCUCAACAGGCGCCUGCGCCGCGAGUUGGCCGUCAACCCGCAGUUCCUCAGAGAGGCGGUCGAGGCCUUUGAACGAGCCGACACCCGAGGCACGGGCUCCUUGCACGUGACAGACAUCGAGGUGCCUCUCGAAGCUUGGAAGCUUUUUUUCGUGCAGGGAGCGGAAGUCCCGAGCAGCGUCUUCAGGCCGGGGACUUCAGAGCUCAUUCUUGACGAUUGCUUAGCUGCUUGUCCUGGGCCGAGCUGUGGCGAAUUAUUGUGCAAGACACACCGGCACACCCCGUCUCUGCAGAAGGAGCUGGGCUACUACGACUUCCUGGCCUACUGCCCUGAUCUCUGGGCUGCUAUGCCAAAUGGCUACCGACAGGGGUUCUUCUUGGACAGAACCUCGAAGGCGCAUGUCACCAGUGCUGGGCGGACGCAGCGUGGAGUUUUCCUGCGCUUCGCAGAGGGGGAGCUGAUGUCAGGCAUCUGGCAUACUGGGGUGCUGGCCUUCGGCCGGGAGUAUUGGUUCGGUGGCAAGGUACUGGCAUCAGAGCCUGGCAAGGCACCAUUUCCUCCCGGGCCCAUCCGCUGCUCGGAUCUUGGCACAACUCUCCACACCAGGGAGGAGCUAGAAGAUUGGCUGCGCUUCGAGGUUGUUCCCAGGUACACCCGUGACAACUACGACAUCCUGUCUCACAAUUGCAACCACUUCUCGGACGAGGUCGUUGGCUUCCUCAUCCAGGGCAUGGCAGCGGCCAGCCGACCAGUGCUGGUCCUGGGAUCCACUGGCGGCAUCGGUCUCCAUCUCGUAAAGCAGCUCCUGGCAACAGGUGCCCCUGUUCGCGCAGUCCUUCGCUCACCGAACAAAGUUCCAGAUGAAGUAAGGCAGGACACCAACUUUUCCAUGGUCCAAGUUCCCAGUGUCACAGAGGUUUCCGAUGAGGAGCUGGACUCCCACGUGCGCGGCUGCAGCGCUGUGGUGUCAUGCCUGGGUCACACGGAUGUCUUCGGAGAGCCCAAGGAUUUAGUGCUACAAACGACCAGACGCGUCUGUGAGGCACUGGGCAGGAUCCAGGAGCCCAAGUCUAAGUUUGUGCUUCUGAACACCGUGCUGGUAACCAACCCAAACGAUCCCAGUGACCAAGCGCGGCAUGGUUGGGCUUCGCGGAUGCUGGUCAGUGCUUUGCACUGGGCACUGCCUCCCAUGGUGGACAACACGAAGACUGCACAUUACCUCAUCGAAGACAUAGGCCAGAGCCAUGCGCAUGUCGAAUACUGCAUAGUACGUCCAGACAGCCUAUCAGACACCAAGCCAGUCUCAGACUAUGACGUGCACGAGACCUUGCAGAACGGCGUGUUUUCGCCUAUUGGGACCUCCAAAGCCAAUGUUGCUCACUUCAUGAUGCGACUGGUUCUUGAGCAAUCCGUAUGGGAGACUUGGCGAGGUGGCCAACACGCAGGCUCUGCCAUUCGAUUCUGGGGCAACCAGCCAAGAUGCGACCUUUGCCUCUACGCGCCUCCUGACGGCCAGAAAGUCAAGUUGGCACAGGUCUCCAGCGUGGAUGCUUUCAGCGCGGUGUGCGAUGUCUGCUACUUCGACAGUGCCAGCUGCGGCCUCGGAAGUGAAAGACGGCAGGCAUGGGCUAGUAUACUAUUGCUCUGCUAUUACAAAAGCUCUUUUCCUAUAUAA